CCAAAUCUCACCAGCCUUCGACAAAAUGGGUCGACAGAAGAUUUAUUUGGACAAACUGGCCCGCUUCUUUCAGAUCCGUCACCUGUUGCUCCGCCAGGCCCUGGCAGAGUGCCUUGGCACUCUCAUCCUUGUGAUGUUUGGCUGUGGCGCUGUGGCCCAAAGCGUGCUGAGUCGUGGUUCCCAUGGCAGGUUCCUCACUAUCAACUUUGCCUUUGGCUUUGGCGCCACCUUAGGGAUCCUGGUCUGUGGCCAAGUAUCAGGUGGCCAUCUGAACCCUGCAGUGACCUUUUCACUUUGCCUGCUUGGAAGAGAGCGCUGGAGAAAGUUCCCCAUGUACUUCCUCUUUCAGACAAUCGGAGCAUUUUUCGGCGCUGCUAUUAUCUUUGGCAUGUAUUAUGAUGCCUUUUGGGACUUUCCCGGGUGCUUUAAUGUUACUGGGGAUUCUUCCACUGCUGGCGUCUUUGCCACCUACCCCGGAAAGCAUCUCACUCUUGUGAAUGGAUUCUUUGAUCAGAUUAUUGGCACGGCAGCCCUCAUAGUGUGCAUUCUGGCAAUUGUGGACCCAUACAACAACCCCAUUCCCCAAGGGUUGGAGGCCUUCACUGUGGGAUUUGUGGUUUUGGUCAUUGGAUUGUCCAUGGGCUUCAAUUCUGGUUAUGCUGUUAACCCUGCCAGAGACAUCGGACCACGCCUUUUCACUGCUAUAGCUGGCUGGGGAACUGAUGUUUUUACGGCUAGAAAUGGCUGGUUCUUGGUGCCACUCUGCGUCCCAUUCCUUGGUGCCCUUAUUGGCACGAUAAUUUAUCAGCUGAUGGUUGGUUUCCAUGUGGAAGGAGAAGCACGUGAUCAGAAAAAGAACACGGAAGAGAGUCUACAACUUACCAUCAACCCCGACUCAAAAUCUAACGCUAACGGCAAAGAGGCUAACUGCUAAAAAAGAGGCCCAGAAAGGCAAGGCCUGAGGGCAUUGGACAAGCGCAGCCAAUGACUAUGAAAUCUACACAUGUAAAUAACCUAGCUUUGUAAUUCCUGCCAGUUGUAAGUUGAGAAACCGUCUUUAUAACUGAUUUCUUUCACAUCACUGUGUAGCUGUAUUAUAUUGUAGAUGAGUUUCUAUGUACAGUAUGAGUAUAUUUCUAAAGGAUGUUUGCUUGAGAGAUGGAAAUCUGGAUUAGUGUGUCUGUCGCUCUUUAUUUUUUAAGUGUUUUAUACUUUACGUUAUAGUCUUUCAAGUUAGGUUCCUUGUAAAAUUUCUAAGACAGAUGAGAUGCAGCAAUUUAUUACAUUGUCCAGGUUUUUCAAGAGGUCAUUUCGGGAUAACUUUUAGCAGAGUGUCAAAUUGUCUAAGCAUUACAUAAAAACACAAAAGUGAGUAAGCUGUCAUCUACAUAUAGUGUGCUAGCUGUGUCGAGCUGAGCAGACAGACAGAGGUCCUCCUGCAACUUUCUGAGGGUUACCACUGCUCUCUUAAAACAACUAUUUUGAGCUGUUAUUCAUACAAUUGCAGCCCACUAAGAAAAAAAAACUAAAGCAAAUGCAUUACUCAAAGUUCCCCACGCUUUGUUCCAUGUAAAAUAAAUGUAAUUUCAAUAGGGGACGCUAAGUUGAAGAAACUGUCCUUUUUAACCUUUGGUGCUUGUAUUUCCAAUUUAAAGAAAUAUUGGGCACAUGAAUGUGAGGACCUGGACUAGUAGAGAGAUUUAAAAAAGUCAGUAUUAUUUUUACAGUUGAGAGACCUGCAGGAAUAGCCCAACUUCAUCAUAGGAGAAAAGAAUUGAAGGUUGUAGAAGAAUCUUCUGAAAUCAACGCUUUAUUAUCACCAGAAGUCAUUUAAUUUGCAAUAAUGAUGUACAGCUAUUGUCAUAUUGUAUGUAAAGAUGACAUUAAACAUUUAGCCAAAUGCUCUUGUUUAUUUUUAAACUUGUUGAUGUUUUUUUGCACAAUGAGCAACUGCAGUCAUUUAUGACGGGGAUGUUUCCUGGUUUGAGUUUUGUGCAAAUGCUGAGAGGAAAUGCCUUCACAUCAACACAAUGAAGUUCUUUUUUUUUUUACAUUGUUGCAUGAAAGAAGCUUGUAUUACGCUCUGCCGAUAAAGCUUUUUUUGUUCUGCCUGUUGUUGUGCCUGUAUUCAGAUUACAUCCGAUGCAAUAAAAAGAACGGCUGUAUAAAAGUA
Molecule: messenger RNA, 2173 nt
Organism: Fundulus heteroclitus (mummichog)
Lineage: Eukaryota; Metazoa; Chordata; Actinopteri; Cyprinodontiformes; Fundulidae
Gene: aqp3a
Product: aquaporin 3a
Biological process (GO): water transport; glycerol transmembrane transport
Cellular component (GO): basolateral plasma membrane; plasma membrane
Molecular function (GO): urea transmembrane transporter activity; glycerol channel activity; water channel activity
Source: RefSeq, marked provisional